Molecule: messenger RNA, 755 nt
Organism: Fusarium vanettenii 77-13-4
Lineage: Eukaryota; Fungi; Ascomycota; Sordariomycetes; Hypocreales; Nectriaceae
Exons: 3
Coding region: 140-514 (124 amino acids)
Source: RefSeq, a predicted model, not a curated record
CGUUGGAUGAGAUACAUAACACCACUACAUCCGCCGUCUGAGACUUGUUUUCUCUCUUCUCUUUUUCAUCUUCACUCAACUUACAACAACACUAUACACUGAAUACUUAACAUCACCAUUGAACUCAUUCACCUCCGCAAUGGCCGACACUACUGAGCAGCAGCCCAAGCUCAUUGACGAGACUCCCAUCUCGCCCAUUCGCCCCAACCAGGCACGGAGAAACUCCCUUGAGGACCACCUCAAGCACCGCCCCGAACGUGCCGAGCUCAUCGAGAAAAACAUCCUCCCAGCCUCGACCGCAGCGCCAGGCCUCCUGGCGCACCAGAAGGAGCUCCAGAAGCACAUGCUCGAGGACAAGCUCAACGACAAGAUCUCGCACCGCCCAGACCCCGAGUCCCUCAUCAAGAAGGACAUUUUGCACGAUGACCCUCGCGCUACGGGGCAGGACGAGGCCGCCAAAAAGUACGAGGAGGCCAUCGAGGACGAGUAUGCCAAGCGCGAGGGUGGCGCCUGAGCAUGAUGUCAUGCGACGGGGUCAUGAGCCUCGGCGCUCAUGACACCCAAAACCAUGGGGACUCGGGACGAGUGAAAUGAUUUUCCAAACUUUUGGGCAGGCAUGUUAACAAUAUGGUACGGGACCAAGUAGGCGCUUUUCGGCUGCAGCCGGGCAUUUUGGCCGGUCUUGUAAUUAUCAUGGGAAAUCCUUCGAAUUAUUCUAGCACUAAACACAGAAACCGACUCUAAGUGUGAUGGAC